Molecule: messenger RNA, 1517 nt
Organism: Daphnia magna
Lineage: Eukaryota; Metazoa; Arthropoda; Branchiopoda; Diplostraca; Daphniidae
Product: EGF and laminin G domain-containing protein
Molecular function (GO): protein binding; extracellular matrix structural constituent
Source: RefSeq, a predicted model, not a curated record
CAACAUUAAAGUGAAACAUGGCGCAUUUACCUGUGAUUUUUAUUCCCGUUUGCUUCCUGUUAUUAGUGGCGUGGCCGAGCUUCACUGCCGCGACAACUUUGGAGGAAUUGCAGCUGCAACUGAAUCAAUUAAGCCAAAACUAUAAAAUUCUGGAAGAAAAAGUUGCGAAACUGGAAAUUGCCCUGCACGUAGCGAAGGAAUCGGCAGGAAAAAGUUCAAUUUCCCGGACUUGCAGAGAGACCCGAUUAGCCGAUCCAUCGCUAAGCUCCGGAAUGUACUGGAUCGAUCCUGAUGGUCAGGGAGUGGGAGACGAUCCGAUUUACGUCUUUUGCAACAUGACAACAGGAUCGACUGCUGUUCCGCACGACAGCGAAUCACCAACGGAUGUGGGCCACUGCGCAGAUCCGGGAUGUUAUUCCAAGGCCGUCAAGUACGUCGCCAGCAGCAGGCAAAUGCUAGCGUUGGCUCAUUUAUCUGCCCAAUGUUAUCAGUCGAUUAAGUACAAUUGCAACUAUGCCCCGUUGAAGUUGAAUGAUGUUACAUACGCAUGGUGGAAUGAUAAAAAUGGAAACCCGCAAUACUUUUGGGCUGGCAACAAUAACCGCGUGCACAUCUGCCAGUGUGGGAUCGAUGGCAACUGCGUCGAUCCUGCCACUAAAUGCAACUGUGAUGCUGCGGCACCAAUCCAAUUAUCCGAUGAGGGUAUCGUGACGAAAAAAGAUGUUCUUCCAAUCACGAAGCUGAACUUUGGUCGCACCCAGUUGGAAACCUCGUCCGGUGUUCACACGUUGGGCCCGUUUGAGUGUACGGGACAGGUAGCUGUCAAUAGAAUGCCAUCCUCUUGCGAAGAUCUAUGGAAAACCGGACACACGUUGAGCGGAUUGUAUUCACUGAUGGGCGUCUCAAUGGUUGAGAGCGUGUACUGCGAUUUUUCAAAGCUCCCGCACGAGUCAGGUUUUCAGAAGUGGGUCGGAUUCGUAGACAUCAAAUCUUCUCCCACCUUCUUUUACGUAAGAAGAAAGGGUCGCUUUGACAAAUUAAAUACUCCCAUUCCUUUUGACCAUAUUAUGUUGAACGCGGAGGGGGCCAUGAAUUGGGCUACAGGAAUAUUUACUGCUCCUCGAACGGGUAAAUACUUUUUCAGCGCGUCUGGAAUGGCGGCAUAUCCAAAGGCUUCCUCUCGGCUAUAUUUAGACAUAAAUAUAUACAAAAAUGGUCAUUCAAUAGCGAUAGGUGGUUCUGAUUCUUACAGCUCCCACUGGACAGUAGAAUCAUUUACUCUGCAAGCGAUUUCUGAUUUGCAAAAAGGGGAUAGAAUUUGGUUGGCCAUUGGGGCAAAAGCAGGGAGCGGUUACAUUUAUGAAAAUGGCUUUUUUCAUUUGACUGGUUUCUUGUUAGAAGAAGCAGUUUCAGUUUCAUUAAGGGCCUCCAAUUGAAUGUUGUAAGGCAGUCCUCAAAACGAGUAGAGUGUCAACGCGAAACAGAAGCCAACUUAAUAAACGUGCUCUUAAACGAUA